Dictyostelium purpureum is the source of this 435-nucleotide messenger RNA. RefSeq lists its product as uncharacterized. The record is from RefSeq and is a predicted model, not a curated record. NCBI's taxonomy places the organism in Eukaryota, Evosea, Eumycetozoa, Dictyosteliales, Dictyosteliaceae. The coding region runs from base 1 to 435 and encodes 144 amino acids. The transcript has 2 exons.
AUGUUAUUAAAAUUAGUAUUAAUCAUUUGCUUAAUCUUAUCAUUGUCAUUUGUACAUGCCAAUGUUGCUACUGAACAUAAAGAACCAACUGUAUUAAAGAACCUAAAAUUCACAGCUACUACAGAUGGCGCUAGCGGUCGUUCUGAUAGUGGUAGUGGUAGUGGCAGCUGGAGUGGACAACCAUGUGCUACAAGAGACCCAAAAAAGAAUGGAAAAGAUAAUGUUGAUGGUGUAACCUUUUGUGAUGGUGAAAAUGGUCACUUCCACACUUCUACAGGUUAUUCAAGUGGAACAGGCGGUAACUCUGGUGAAACAAGCGGCAGCGGUAACACUGGUAGAUACCCAGAUACCACAACUGUUAACGACGGUGUCACCUACAAAGCUAAUAAAGUAUAUGGUUCAAGCUCAACAACCACUGGUACAAACAAUAAUUAA